AUGCCUCCGCUGCCAGGCUUCCUGACCGUGCGAGUCCUGCGAGGGGUUAACCUUGUUAGCCGUGAUGCUACAGGUAGUGACCCCUAUGUCGUGCUUAACUUGGACAAUCAGAAAGUGAAGACAAGUGUGAUAAAGAAGACAGUUAACCCAGUCUGGAACGAGGAUCUGACUCUAGCAGUCAGGAAUGCAGCGACACCGAUCAAGCUAGAGGUUUUCGACAAGGACACCUUCAGUAAAGAUGACAGGAUGGGCGAUGCGGAGUUUGACAUCGAGGCGUUGAUGCAGAUCAUACAGAUGGAUCUGGAGGACAUCCGCAGCGGCACCGUUGUUCGCACCGUGCGGCCCAGCAAGCAGUGCUGCCUGGCCGACGAGAGCCGCAUCAUCUGGGAGAACGGCCAGCUCGUGCAGGACAUCCUUCUCAAAUUGAGAAAUGUUGAGACUGGAGUGGUGCACCUGCAGCUGAAAUGGGUGAACAUCCCAGGUACUUUGCUCUUCCUUGCACUGCUAGGUUUCAGACUCAUGGCGUUUCAACACCGAAACAGCGUUCUUGUUCUGAAGAAUAACAGUGGCGGUGCAAAUGAUUCAGCGUCGUCAGAUCAGGACAUAUUGUUAUAA
Messenger RNA from Phragmites australis (common reed), 615 nucleotides. Its product is annotated as GTPase activating protein 1-like. The transcript has 3 exons. Bases 1 to 615 code for a protein of 204 amino acids. NCBI's taxonomy places the organism in Eukaryota, Viridiplantae, Streptophyta, Magnoliopsida, Poales, Poaceae. The record is from RefSeq and is a predicted model, not a curated record.